This is a messenger RNA of Phycomyces blakesleeanus NRRL 1555(-), 327 nucleotides long. RefSeq lists its product as hypothetical. The record is from RefSeq and is a predicted model, not a curated record. Lineage: Eukaryota; Fungi; Mucoromycota; Mucoromycetes; Mucorales; Phycomycetaceae. The coding region runs from base 1 to 327 and encodes 108 amino acids. The transcript has a single exon.
AUGGUUUAUGACUCAUCUUUCAGGAACAUCAUCAAGGGUGAGCUCCCUUCCAGCUGGCAGCAAGUGUCUGCAGGGCAAGCCGAACUCAAACCUGUUUUUGCAAUGACAAAAUUCAUUGUCUCUAUUGAUCAAGCAAAGUUCUUGAUCAAUAACAAGCAAUGCUCUCUUAGAGACUUUCAUAAAAAGCCUGGAAAGCUGCUUGUUGCGGCCAACCAAGACAUCAACAGUUGUCGAUUCCCUGAUUGUUAUAGCAUUGAAGUCUCUUUCGAGCCUGUCUACAUAGGAGUUGACAGCUUCAAAUGCAAGCCCCAAAGACGAAAUUGCUGA